Messenger RNA from Drosophila biarmipes, 1926 nucleotides. Its product is annotated as RUS family member 1. NCBI's taxonomy places the organism in Eukaryota, Metazoa, Arthropoda, Insecta, Diptera, Drosophilidae. Bases 393 to 1646 code for a protein of 417 amino acids. The transcript has 4 exons. The record is from RefSeq and is a predicted model, not a curated record.
GCGGAAAAUCGUUGGCGUGGGGAGAAGUUCUUUUUGGGGUAUAUUUAUUUUGAACUACAAUUAGUUGCCAGUAUUUAAUUGAAGCAGCCCCAUCAGCUAGCUUGUAAAAUGCUCUAGAGUUCGCUUUGCAGCGCCGCGUUCAUUGAUUGCUUCGAAUUUAGUUCCGGUGGCCUAUAAUCCGAUGGAUUUUCGCGGACUUCUCGCCUGAGACAGACAGCGCGACGUCGGACAUAAAUAAAAAGCUGUGGGUGGUGGUGGCAGGUGGGUGGUGCUUUUCUGCUGGAGCCCUAGGAACCGCUUGGAGGGAAACCGCCAGCCAGCCCCAGAAGGGCCAUAAAAUCUAGUUUCCAGACAGCUCAAUACCCAACCGCAAAGCGAAACGCACAGGAAGGAUGAAAAUCCAUUUUCGGGAACAGUACGGGAGGAAGGGCGAGGAAAUCCUCUAUGUGACGCCAGCAGAUCAAAGCAACAUUGUGAGAGUCCCCCUGCGCGGCGAUAAGCUGGUCAUCCAGGAGAAGUUUCUGCUGUUCCGGGUGCUGCAGAAGGUCUUCCUGCCCAAGGGCUAUCCGGACAGUGUGAGCGAGGACUAUGCUGCCUAUCAGAUCUGGGACACGGCCCAGGCGUUUUGCAGCACCAUCUGCGGAACCCUCUGCACGCAUGCCAUCUUGAAGGGGAUCGGCGUGGGGAGCGAGAACAUCAAUGCGUACUCCGCCACAGUCACCUGGAUUUUGAAGGAGGGCAGCGGACAUGUGGGCCGGAUACUGUUCGCCUGGUGGCAGGGCUCACAACUGGAUGUGGACUCAAAGAAGUGGCGACUGAGGGCGGAUUUCCUCAACGAUCUGGCCAUGGGCAUUGAAAUCUACGUGCUUCCCAAGUAUCCGCAUUUUGGCACCCAAAUCCUGUGCUGCUCCACCAUGCUCAAGGCGGUUGUGGGAGUGGCCGGAGGGGCUACAAGAUCGGCUUUGACGCAGCAUCAUGCAUUAAGGGGCAAUCUGGCGGAUGUGGCCUCCAAGGAUAGUUCGCAGGAGACGUGCGUGAAUCUGGUGGCCUCCUUUGUGGGACUAUAUCUCCUCACACUGAUCAAGAGCCAGGCUGUCCUAUACACCGUAUUCUACGUAGUGGUCAGUCUGCAUCUGUACGCUAAUCUUAAGGCGGUAAGGGCGGUUUGCCUGCGAAGUUUCAACGAGUCGCGCUAUUUGAUUGCCCUGGAAGAGUUCUUCCGGUCAUCCAGGAUGCUCAGUCCGCAGCAGGUCAACGCGAUGGAACGAGUCACAGUUGGAAAGACGGUUUCUGUUUCGCUGAACAUAAAGCUGGGACUGAGCGUAAAGAACCUGAUUGAUGAGUAUAAGAGCAGCAGCGUAAUCGAAAACAUUGUAUCCUCUUUCGAUCCCCACGAGCACUUUAUCAUUGCCGAGACAAAAAAAUGCUUGGGUGUAUAUCUGCACUUUGAAACGCGACCGCAGGAUGUACUCAAGGCGUACUUCUUUGCAGUGUCCUACCUGCAGGACAGAAAUCAGAUAAAGGAGAAGUACUGGGACAUACAGACCAAGUGGCAGGAGUUUUUGGCACUGGCGCAGCAGGAGGGUUGGCUCAUCCAUCAGCACCUGCUAUUGGUGGACGAAUUCCGUUUGGACUGGAAGGUGUAGAACGAUGCUGACUUCGGUUGCUUGACUUAAACCUGAUUUGCUUGCUUUGACCUGAUCAAUUAAUUUCACUUUGACUUCACUAUCAUUCUCACAUAUCUCACAUGGCUACCAUAGAGCAAAAGCAAAAACAUUGAUAUUAACUAAGUGCUAUUGAUAACUACCUAGAUUUAGCUUUGUGAAACUCGUUCGCACCUGAACAUCUUCCAACUAACUCUGCCUUAGCACAAAGUAAUGUUUGUAACCGAUAUUUGAUAAGAUAUUUUACCCCUGCUUAAGCCCA